AUGGGCUUCCGCUUCCUCGAGCUCGUGCGCCCCUUCAUGAGCAUCCUCCCCGAGGUCACUGCUCCUGAAAAAAAGGUCAUCUUCAACCACAAGAUCGCAUGGACAGCCAUCACCCUCCUCAUCUUCCUCGUCUGCUCCCAGGUCCCCCUCUACGGCAUCAUGUCCUCCGACUCCUCCGACCCCCUCUACUGGCUCAGAGCCAUCCUCGCCUCCAACAGGGGCACCCUCAUGGAGCUCGGUAUCACCCCCAUCGUCACCUCCGGCAUGAUCAUGCAGCUCCUCGCGGGUGCUCAGCUCAUCGACGUCGACUUUAGCUUGAAGGACGACCGCGCGCUUUUCGGUGCCGCCCAGAAGUUGUUCGCCAUGAUCAUCUCUCUCGGUCAGGCCACCGUCUACGUCCUCACUGGCAUGUACGGCUCCCCCUCUUCCCUCGGCGCCGGUGUCUGUCUCCUCCUCAUCCUCCAGCUCGUCUCCGCCUCCCUGAUCGUCAUCCUCCUCGACGAGCUCCUCACCAAGGGCUACGGUCUCGGCUCCGGUAUCUCCCUCUUCAUCGCUACCAACAUCUGCGAGUCCAUCGUCUGGAAGGCCUUCUCCCCCAACACCGUCAACACCGGUCGAGGGCCCGAGUUUGAAGGUGCCAUCAUCGCCCUCUUCCACCUCCUCUUCACCUGGAACGACAAGACUCGCGCAUUAAAAGAAGCCUUCUACCGCGAGCGACUGCCCAACAUCAUGAACCUCCUCGCGACCGUCGCCGUGUUUGCCGCCGUCAUCUACCUCCAGGGCUUCCGAAUCGAGAUCCCCAUCAAGAGCUCCAAGAUGCGUGGCCAGCGAGGUACCUACCCCGUCAAGCUCUUCUACACCUCCAACAUGCCCAUCAUGCUCCAGUCUGCCUUGACUAGCAACAUCUUUCUCGUCUCCCAGAUGCUCGCGUCUAGGUUUCCCGAAAACUUGCUCGUCCGACUCUUGGGUGUUUGGGAGCCCCUCGAGGACUCUCCCUCCCAGCUCAACGCCGUCUCCGGUAUCGCCUACUACAUGUCCGCCCCCCACUCCCUCACCGCCGCCCUCCAAGACCCCUUCCACACCGCCAUCUACAUCGCCUUCAUCUGCACCGCCUGCGCCGUCUUCUCCAAGACCUGGAUCGAAGUCUCCGGCUCCGGCCCGCGCGACGUCGCCAAGCAGCUCAAGGACCAGAACAUGACCCUCGCCGGCCACCGCGAUGCGUCCAUCUACAAGGAGCUCAAGCGCAUCAUCCCGACCGCCGCGGCGUUUGGCGGUGCGACCUUGGGUUUGUUGUCCGUCGUUGCGGAUAUGAUGGGUGCGCUUGGAAGUGGGACCGGGAUCUUGAUGGCUACUACCAUCAUCUACGGCUACUUUGAGAUGGGUGUCAAGGAGAACGCUGGUAUCGACGCCGGUGGUCUCGGCGACCUUCUCUUCUAA
Molecule: messenger RNA, 1437 nt
Organism: Cryptococcus wingfieldii CBS 7118
Lineage: Eukaryota; Fungi; Basidiomycota; Tremellomycetes; Tremellales; Cryptococcaceae
Product: protein transporter SEC61 subunit alpha
Exons: 6
Coding region: 1-1437 (478 amino acids)
Biological process (GO): SRP-dependent cotranslational protein targeting to membrane, translocation; post-translational protein targeting to membrane, translocation
Cellular component (GO): membrane; Sec61 translocon complex
Molecular function (GO): signal sequence receptor activity; ribosome binding; transmembrane protein transporter activity
Source: RefSeq, a predicted model, not a curated record